Lathyrus sativus (Indian pea) is the source of this 1176-nucleotide messenger RNA. The record is from the annotation of a GenBank genome assembly. NCBI's taxonomy places the organism in Eukaryota, Viridiplantae, Streptophyta, Magnoliopsida, Fabales, Fabaceae.
AUGGGUCCUGUGAGAGGAAUCAAGAAGAGAAGAAAGACAGAAAAUAAUAGUAAUAAUAAUAAUGUUCGUGCUUCUUCUGACUCAUCUGAUAAAGAGGGUGUUGUUGUAGAUUGGUGGAAUGAUUUGUCAAUCAAGAUGAAUGGUCAUCAGAAGUCACCACCAAAGAUCUCCAGAAAGACGUUUGAGUAUAUAUGUUCACUUGUCAAGGAUGAUGUAUUGACAAAAUCCGCGCAUUUCACGUUUAGCAACGGAAAGCCAAUGUCUUUGUUUGAUCAAGUGGCCGUUUCAUUAAGAAGAUUAGGAACUGGUGACUCGCUUGUCACAAUUGCCGAUUCAUUUGGGCUAAGCCACUCAACUGUUUCGCAAGUCACAUGGCGAUUUGUGGUUUCCAUGGAAGAAAGAGCACUUCAUCAUCUACAAUGGCCUUCAACACAAGAGGAAAUGAAUACAAUCAAGUCAAAAUUUGAGAAAAUACAAGGCUUCCCCAAUUGCUGUGGCGCCAUUGAUGUUACUCACAUCACAAUGUGUUUACCUGCAUCCGAACACUCGAGUAAUGUGUGGCUGGAUCAUAAGAAAAAUCACAGCAUGGUUUUGCAAGCAAUAGUUGAUCCUGACAUGAAAUUCCGCGACAUAGUCACCGGUUGGCCUGGUAAAAUGAAGGACUGGUUGAUAUUCGAGAGUUCAAAUUUCAACAAACUUUGCAAUAAAGAAGAAAGACUCAAUGGAAAGAAAUUAAAACUUUCUGAAGGAUCAGAAAUAAGAGAAUAUAUCAUUGGUGAUUCAGGUUAUCCUCUGUUGCCUUACCUAGUUGUUCCUCAUCAAGAAAAAGAACUCUUGGAAUCAGAACAGAAAGCAAAGUUUAAUAGGCUGCAUUUGGAAACAAGACUGGUGGCACAAAGAGCAUUGGCAAGGCUGAAGGAAAUGUGGAGAAUCAUUCAUGGAAAUAUGUGGCGGCCGGACAAGCAUCGGUUGCCGAGGAUUAUUCUGGUCUGUUGCUUACUUCACAACAUUGUUAUUGAUAUGCAAGAUGAAGUGAAGGAUGAGUUACUAUGUUUGUAUCAUCAUAAUCAUGACUCAGGGUACAAUCAACUUAUUUGUGAAGGUGUGAAAGAUGACAAGGGUCUGGCGCUGAGGGAAAGUUUGUCUCAUUACUUGAAUGGAAGGUUGCAUCCAUAA